Molecule: messenger RNA, 2868 nt
Organism: Ornithorhynchus anatinus (platypus)
Lineage: Eukaryota; Metazoa; Chordata; Mammalia; Monotremata; Ornithorhynchidae
Gene: IL7R
Product: interleukin 7 receptor
Exons: 8
Coding region: 121-1494 (457 amino acids)
Biological process (GO): positive regulation of receptor signaling pathway via JAK-STAT; hemopoiesis; cytokine-mediated signaling pathway
Cellular component (GO): membrane; external side of plasma membrane
Molecular function (GO): protein binding; cytokine receptor activity
Source: RefSeq, a predicted model, not a curated record
ACCAAAGUUUCUCUCUCACUCACUCUCGCUGACUCCCUCACACACACACAUGCACACACACGCGCGCGCGCAAACACACACACUCACAUACGCACACACGUACAUCCUCUCUUUCUCAGAAUGAGAAGUCUCAGUACGGCUUUUGGUAUCAUAUUCUUUUUACUUCGCUCGGCUUCUGGAGAAAGUGGGUCUUCGCCGGAUGAUGGCUUUGAAGAUGAGGAACUGGAGAACUACGAUUUCUCAUGCUUUAGUCAGUUGCAGGUCGAUGGCUCAAAACACACCUUAACGUGCUCCUUUGAAGACUCGACUCUCGACCAAGCUAACCUGAAGAUUGAAUUAUGUGGUAAAUUUCUGAAUGAAAACUCCUGCCAGCCCUUGGAGAAGCCAGGAGGAGUCUAUUUUUUAAAAACGAAUGCAAUUUCCUUAAUUGGAUCUUGUACACUGUGUGCGAUCCUGGAGAAAAAAAGGAAAAACUGCAAGGUGAUGACUAUAACCAAAAUAGUUAAGCCUGAAGCCCCUUUUGGCAUAAAUGUCACCCAUCGUAAAAGGGCGAAUGACUUUCUAAUGACCUUUAACACAACGCAUGCGUGGAAGGAUUACGCCAAAGAUUUAGUGCAUGAUGUAGCCUAUCGUCAAAAGAAAAGUGACUGGAUGCACAUCAACUCAACCCUGACCCAAAUAAUAUUCCUGGAGCGAAAGCUACAACCGGGUGCGGCAUACGAGGUCAAGGUGCGCUCGAUCCCAGAUGGAAACUACUUCAAAGGCACGUGGAGCGAGUGGAGCGCGAGUGCAUUCUUCGAGACCCCACCAAAGCCCACGGAAGGAGUAGAUCCAGUUUUGCUAUCCAUUGUUCUUCUGACUUUCUCUUUUGUGGCCGUGUUGGUCAUUCUCAUCUGUGUAUUUUGGAAAAACAGAAUUAAGCCUGUGUUAUGGCCCAAUCUCCCUGACCACAAGAAGACUUUGGAGCAUCUGUGUAAGAGACCAAAAAUGGGCUUAAACAUAAGCUUUAAUCCCGAAAGUCUCAAAGUGGACCAGAUUCAUAAGGUGGAUGAUAUUCAGGCCAAAGAGGAAGUGCAGAAUUUCCUGCAGGCUCCUCCUCCACCCGGCGAAGUCGACGACCUAUCCGAAAAACUCUUGCUGAGGGGAGGCUUGCAAGGCCCCGACUGGCCCUCUGAGAACAACCAGAUCCCCCCCGUGACCUUUGGGGGAAACUCACCCACCGGCAGCCUGAACCGGAACUUCAAGAAGGGUGAUCUCUCUCUGGACCCCACCCUGAAAUUCCCUAGCCAGCUGGAGGGCAGCAAAAAAGAUGGACACCUGUAUAGUGGCCUGCUGAUCCAGGCCAGCCCCGCCGGGGGCAACUUGGGCUUUCCUUUCCCCCUCAAAUCGGGCCUCCUCAAGUCCAGCGCUGCUCCCCAGGGCCAGCCCAGCAGUGCCGCUUCAGUGUUAAGCCAUGAAUAUGUCACCAUGUCAAGCUUCUAUCAGAAUCAGUAAGCCUCCAGUCCUCCAGGACAAGGGAAGUUUCAGGACUGGUGAAUCUGGAUGGCCUUGGAACCUAGAAGUUAAGGCCGGACGCCCUGCCUCAAAUCUGGGGCCAGCCCGAGAAUGAAAGGGGAGAGGGUUCCCCAACUGCACUUACUCCAUGUAUACAGAAGCACAGAGUCCCUUCUUGCUCCUCUUGAUGACCUAAAUCACUCUCUCCCUUACACGACGUGAGAGGGCUCACCUUUGUUGCAUUAAUUCAUAUAUCGCCCCAAUCAACAAACUUCACAAACUAAUCUUCAUGCAGUGAAAAGAACAAAAGAGAAUUUUUUUAAAAAAAAAGGCAAGACCAAACCAGCUUAUCACUGAACUAGACGAGCCCCUCUAAAUUCAGUCGAAUGAAUACAUAUUUGAAGGGCCCUAGGGUUCCUGCACUGGAUAAGGGCACUGUACCAACUAAUAAUGAUCCGAUCAAAAUGAGGGAUGGUCCACAAUCGGUCAGUGAAUCAAUCAGUUGAAUGUCAGUCUGAGCCAGCCCAGGUUUGAAGCUGCAGGCGCUAUGCACGCUGCCUAGGCUCAAGACAGAAAUAAAACUUCAGUUGGCAUAACAUUCUGCCACUCCCCUCUGGAGGCUCAAGAUCCUGGUCUGCACAUGCCCAGAUGGACAUCAUUGGAUCCCAGUUGUCUCCCGUUGACCAAGGUACUGUGGCAGCACACAAUUUCCCUAUUGGAGUGGAUAUUUAUCAGCACCAAGGACACACAGGGAGUGACUUAAAUCUGCUUUUGAAGAAACAAUUCUCAUCUGCAGCUAUGAGUCCUGAAGAUAAAAAAGGGAACAAACCCAGCUCCUUUCAUUGUUCCAUAACUGUGCCCAACUGGGACUUAAUCCAUUGCGGAAAUUAAAGACUUUUAGAAUUGAGUGAGAAAAGGAAGUCCCAGGGUGCAGGGCUUGGAAGAAAUACUUUUGCACAAUGUCUCAGAGCCUAUUCAUCAAAACCACUAAAGUCAAAUCACCUAAAAUUUACAUACCUUGAGAUGGCCAACAUCCAAAUCAGCCCAAAUCAAAAUCAAUUGUCAGUGAAGAAUCAUGGAAGACAAAGUACAAAGGUAUAUUUAAUGUUUUUUAGGUUUUCCCUGAACCCAAGAACCUUGAACAAUUGGACUGCUUGUUAUUUUUUUUUUAGAAGGUUUGAUUUUAGUUGCGUGGUUUCUGAUGAUUUAUCACACGGAUAUAGUUGUGAUGGACUCUCUCUCCAACAACAACAGACUUCAGAACCGGGCUGCCGUCGGAUUUAUGACACAACUGACUCCUGAAAAUUGCCUCGGGAAAUUGUCAUGUUGCAUAUGGGUAUCAAUUUUCCCAUAGGAAUAAUGUUAUGAAUGGAG